CGGCGGAAGCGGCGGGGGUUGUCCCGGUAACCCAACGCCGGGAAGGCUGCGGGGGCCGCGGCCAUGGGCGAGCUGGGCCCGGACGAUGGGGCCGGCAACACCUACAGCCUUCGGCCCGGCCUCCAGCACCGAUUUAAAUCGUCCUCAGUAAAAGAAUGCAUCCAUGCGAUACUGAAGGAGAAGCUGGCCAAUGUACAGUACAACCCAGAGGAAAUGCCUGAGCUUACAAAGUCCUUAUCAGAGACAAUAAAAGACAGACUGAAAGAGGAGGGAUUUGACAGGUACAAAAUGGUGGUGCAGGUUGUGAUUGGAGAACAGAGAGGAGAAGGAGUGAACAUGGCCGCGCGAUGUUUCUGGGACGCUGACACUGACAGCUGUGCUCACGACGUGUUCAUGAAUGACAGCCUGUUUUGUGUGGUAGCUGCAUUUGGCUGCUUCUACUAUUGAAGGUGGCAAACAUUGCACAGAGGGACAGAGUUGGAGGAGAAAGCUUUGCUUUGGGGUAUUUUUUGUUAAAGUGCACUAAAGCAUCAUGUUCUUCCUUUAGUACCUAAGAAAAUAACAGCUAUACAAAGCACGUCCUACACCUGGUCUACACACUACAACAUUCCUUAUUCCUUGUGGAAAUCAAUAGAGCUUUAAGCAGAAUAUUAUUAUGUCCUUUAUUUAAAUGGCCCCUUGUUUUUUAUGUAGUAUGUUGGUUUUGUCCUAAAAGUGUAUUGUUUCUAAGACAAACUAAACUUUUGUCUUGAAAGGGUUCUGUUACUUUCAUUUUUAUGAAAUUAAUUGAAUAUUUAUAAGAAAAGAAACAUAAUAAAUCUAUGUAUUUAA
Molecule: messenger RNA, 831 nt
Organism: Corapipo altera (White-ruffed manakin)
Lineage: Eukaryota; Metazoa; Chordata; Aves; Passeriformes; Pipridae
Gene: DYNLT2B
Product: Tctex1 domain containing 2
Exons: 5
Coding region: 64-447 (127 amino acids)
Biological process (GO): microtubule-based movement
Cellular component (GO): cytoplasmic dynein complex; cytoplasm
Molecular function (GO): dynein intermediate chain binding
Source: RefSeq, a predicted model, not a curated record